Messenger RNA from Fonsecaea pedrosoi CBS 271.37, 750 nucleotides. RefSeq lists its product as uncharacterized. Lineage: Eukaryota; Fungi; Ascomycota; Eurotiomycetes; Chaetothyriales; Herpotrichiellaceae. The transcript has 2 exons. The record is from RefSeq and is a predicted model, not a curated record. Bases 1 to 750 code for a protein of 249 amino acids.
AUGCCAAACGUGUCGGGACCGCAAGGUAAGCGGGUCAUGGUGCAUGAUGCUGUGACAAUCACCAUCCUCCUCCUCCUCUCCUCUAUACCAACCGAUCAUGAUUUGACGCUCAUCACAUUCAACCCAACUGAUACAAUCCUCCUCUCAGGUCAAAUGCGACGAGCGCGCAUCCUUCGCCAGCAUUCCAACGUCAACAAAUUCAGCUGCCGUGUUUGGCGUCUCGACAGUGCUUUGGAAAUCCUUCCUGGCCAUCGCGACAGCUCUCCGAGCUUCAAUGCGUGCCACAGUACUGAGCAGACGAGACACCAGGCCACCCCUGACAACGCUGGCGCCGUGAUAAUGGUAGCCACGCCCGAGAGCUUUGAACAUCUCUCCCAGUAUCGCCAAUCGCCAAAGAGAGACCAAGUCCUGUGUCCCUUUUCACCAACUUCGAACAUAUCGCAAGCGUCAAAACAUCCCGUCGCUGUGCCGUGUGGAGAGCCCCAUGAGUCAGACCCAAAUGUCCACAUGGUCCGGACGAGCAACGACAUGCACGCCUUUCUGAGUCUGGAAUCCGAAGGUUGGACCCGAUCCCAGGCCUCCUCCCGCAAUCCGGCCGUGCGAUCAAAACGCGGCGAUGAAUCGCGUGGUCUUGUCCGCGCAGUGGCGAAGGGAAAUGAAACAUCGCUCUUGGCCGACUAUGGAGCUCGCAUCUGGCGGGAACUGGCGCGGACGACGGCCGAACACCUUAUCUCUUACCGGUGCAAGUGA